AAGGCAGAGCGCGAGAGAGUACUGCUCUGCUCAACAUUCGUUCCGUGUGCUCUGCUCUUGGCAUCUCUAUCUACCCUUCCUUCCACAGAAGCAGAGGGUGUGUGAGAGAGAGAUGAAGGGCGUGAGGGGCAUGGCCGUGGUGAUGGCUCUGGCGUUGGCCGGCAUGGUGGCGAGCUCGUCGGCGGCGGUCUACCAGGUCGGCGGCUCCUCCGGGUGGACCAUCCUCGGCAACGUCAACUACGCCGACUGGGCUGGGAAGCAGACCUUCAAAGUGGGGGACGUCAUCGAGUUCAAGUACCCGCAGGGCAUCCACAACGUGCUGGAGGUGAACAAGGCGGACUACAGCAGCUGCACCAACUCGACGCCCAUCGCCACGCACACCUCCGGCGACGACAAGGUCACCAUCAAGAGCCCCGGCCACCGCUUCUUCAUCUGCGGCGUGCCGGGCCACUGCGCCGCCGGCCAGAAGCUCAACGUCCGCGUGCUCAAGACACAGAAGGCCCGCUCCUCGGCCCCGUCCCCGUCCCCGUCGCCCUCCGCCACCGCGCCGGCGCCGGCCGCGGCGUCCCCGCGCGCCGGAGACACCAGCGAGAGCAGCGCCUCGACCCCGCCCGCCGCGGCGACUUCGUCUGACGGAGGGGCAACGACGACCGCGCCCGCGCCGAAUUCCAACGGCGCCGGCGUCGUCCGCGCGGGCUAUGCCGUGGCAUUGGCCAUGGCCGCGUCCAUGGCGAUGCUACAGUAGAUUGCCAUCCUCCAUUCCGUCGGCCUUGCGUGGAUCUCUCGGUGUCCGAUUCUUUUUCCAGUUAUGCGUGGAGUGUUAAUUCUUGGUACUUGAUUUCCGAUGGUUUGAGGGGAUGUUCGGUUUGGCAAGGAUUGCCGUGGAUUAAGAGUGAUUGAUUGGCAGGACUUUGAGCUAUAUUCCCUGCUAAUCCCUGCCAAACCUCCUCAAACCGAACAGGGCAAGUGUUUUGCACCUUAUCUCUGUUUUUACCCGUUUUUGACUCUGGUGUGUAUCCAUGGAUAUUUUGUACCUGUGUUUCGUAUAUCAACGCUGUAAAAGUUACAUGUUGCA
This is a messenger RNA of Aegilops tauschii subsp. strangulata, 1075 nucleotides long. Its product is annotated as blue copper protein. Gene Ontology annotation, cellular component: plasma membrane. Gene Ontology annotation, molecular function: electron transfer activity. Lineage: Eukaryota; Viridiplantae; Streptophyta; Magnoliopsida; Poales; Poaceae. The record is from RefSeq and is a predicted model, not a curated record.